Messenger RNA from Lucilia cuprina (Australian sheep blowfly), 2798 nucleotides. RefSeq names its product armadillo repeat-containing protein 2. The record is from RefSeq and is a predicted model, not a curated record. Gene Ontology annotation, biological process: cilium organization. The transcript is spliced from 9 exons. Gene Ontology annotation, molecular function: protein binding. Bases 1 to 2718 code for a protein of 905 amino acids. Lineage: Eukaryota; Metazoa; Arthropoda; Insecta; Diptera; Calliphoridae.
AUGUUAAACCAUUCAAUAGUAGUAAGCACAAGACGUCCCAUAACUCCACGAGAGACAGGAAGAGUUUUAUAUGGAAAAGUUACUUUACCCGGGAGACCACCUAGUGCUUUUUCUUUGCGUUAUUUGCAAAAUGUAGACUCUCGUGGUUCUACACCCAAGACACCCUCGUUGGAACCAUUACCUGCAACUGAAGAACGAAAAGGAAAAUUAUCCACUCCUAAGCAAUUAUCCCUUAAUAAAGAGAUUGGUGAUUAUGGUGGAGAUGAGACCUAUCAUACUACUUCACGACGCUCUCAGUCUCUUGAAUCGCGUUUUGAUUGCUAUGAAAGUAAUAACAAUUGUAAUGCAUUGGGCGGUAAAUCAAACAAUUCACUUCAAAUACAAACGAAAUCACAAUUGGUACGUAAACUACCAGCUCUAGAAAUAAAAGGAGUUUCCAUGAAUGCAAAAGACAAUGUUAAACAGACAAAAGAAAGAGCCAAAACAGCUUAUAAAGAAGCAGUUACAAAACAAAAUGAGGCUCUCAAUUUAAUGGAAUCUAGUUCGAAAGAUAAUUGUUCUAUUAACCUCUUGACAACAAGAAAGAUUCUUACACGUAGCAAUGAUUUGUUGGGACAAUCUUCAACUGAAAAGCUUAUCGAUAUGUUAAAAGAGCAUGCGGGUCUAAAAGAGUGUACCGAAGAGACAGCAAGCCACAUUAAUUCGAUUUUAACGGAAUUAUACAAUAGAGUGCGUAAAAACGAAAAACACUUUAAAAAGGGUUUUAUAUUAGGUGGCCUUUAUGGAUUAGUUGAAUCGUCGUCGGCUAAAAUUUUGCUCGCUGUGGCCAGAGUAGUUCUUGCGUUACGUGUUUCCGGCAGUAAUCUAACAGGAGCAUGUAAACUUAUAUUCAAAGUUGCCCGCAAUGAACAAAAUGAUUAUCUAUUUUACGAUAGUGAUCUAUUGGAAUUGCUUAUCGAUGGCUUAGGUCGUGCUAGUCCCUUGGAAGACCCAGAAGCUUGCAUUUAUGGUUAUGGUUCUAUUCGUUUUCUAACCUGUAGUACAGUACAAGAAAGAGCUGAACUUACCACCAUAAAAGAUUUUAAUCGCAAUUGGUCUGAACAAUUUGAAUUGCCCCGCAAACCCAGUACAGCUCCAAAUUUGGGAGAAGGCCAUACCUUGCAAACUGAUAAGCAACAAAAAGAAUUUGUUGAAAAAUUGUCAAAACAAGAUGCUCUGGUAGUUCGUUUGUCACGCCACGGCGCUGUACAACUUAUGAUAUUACAUUUGCAAAUGUUAAAUGAAGCUGGGGCAACGCAAAAGUUAAAUGGGCCACCAUUACAUUCUUUAUAUCAACUAUCGGCCGCCUUGCGAGCAUUGGCGGAUGUAAGGCAAAUUUCUUCUUCGAUUGAACAGUUAGAAAAUCCAAACUUUAAUACAACGAACAUACAACUUGAAUUGGCUUGUCCCCAUUUAGUCAGAGCGGCAGAAGUAACUAUAGGUGAAAUAGAAGUUCAAGCCAAUAUCGUUAGAACCUUAAGUGUUCUUUCGGAAGAUCCUGAUUGCUGUCAUAUUUUAACUAAUUUUGCCGGACGCAUUGGUAUGCUUUUGGGUCCUUGUUGCGCUAACUUUAAAAGUAAUCAGGCUGAAAAACUUCUGUCAUUGAUCAGCCGUUUGGGUUAUAUUUUGGGUAAUAUUAUGGCCAAGUACGACAAUGCUAGAAUACAGUUCUACCAUAAUGAUGUGGCCAUGGAAUACUUGUUAAACAUACUCGAAAUAUAUUCUAAAGAACCCUUAACAUUACAUAAUUCCUUGGGCGACACGGUAGUGGAUGUGUUAAUUAAAAUGAUAAGAGUUCUAGCGAAUAUGAGUGUUAAUUCUGAGGUCGGUUUUGGUCUAGGCAAUGCUCAGUCACUGGGUAAUAUACUAAUGACAUUACUUAAAGCAUCGCAGCAAAUUAAAAGCAUUAAAAUGAAACAAGAAUUACAAGAACUAACGCAUGCUACUUUGGGAGCGUUACACAAUCUUUGCUUUUAUCAAGAUAAAAUUACAUCAACACCUACACAUGUUAUUGAAUCCAAAGGAAGCCUACAAUCUGUAUUAUCUGAUUUAGCUGCUCAAUUAUGUUCAAUACUGAAAACAAAUCGAGAUGAAAUUACACAGACCGAAAUUACACGGGUUUUAGGCAACUUGACUAGAAAUGAAAAGGCCAGAAAAUCAUUUUGCAAAUCUAAAGGACUUAAACUUGUUGUUGAAAUACUUGCAAAUGAUGCAACACGACACUUGUACGACCUCAAAGCCUGUACAAUUGGUAUAUUGGUAAAUUUGUUGGGUGAUAUGGAGAAUCGCUUACCACUGAUACAACUAAAGGGUCCAGAAAUUUUAUUGGAAUUGUUGCGAGAUGCUUUGCAGCAGCACUCAGAUUGGUUUUUAGCCACAAUUAUAUCUCAAGCAUUUUGGAAUUUAUUUAUUGAUACACCUCACAUCGAAGACGUAUGUUCAGAAGUAACGUUGGAUGAAUUAAGUGAUAUAUUGGCUGAAUAUUUGGACGAAGAGAAAAUUCUAAAGAAUUAUAACAAUGAAUCAUUACCGCAAAUGUGGGAAGACUUUGCAAUUGUUUCAACUGAUUUAUUGGAACGUUUACAAUCAAACUAUGACCAACAAAGUGACAGCAUUGUGUCUUUGGAGGCAAGUGAUUUUGAAAACGACGAAGAUGAUGUUUACAUAGAAGGAAUGUAAUGCGUAAAUUUGUUAAAGAAUAAAUUUAAAAAACAAUGAUUUGUCUUAAUAAAAUUUAUAAUUAUUCUCAGUAUACAAAA